Eimeria mitis is the source of this 465-nucleotide messenger RNA. Its product is annotated as Tetratricopeptide repeat protein 27, related. The record is from RefSeq and is a predicted model, not a curated record. The transcript has 6 exons. Lineage: Eukaryota; Apicomplexa; Conoidasida; Eucoccidiorida; Eimeriidae. Bases 1 to 465 code for a protein of 154 amino acids.
AUGGUAUCAGCCCCCGAUUGGGCUGUCUUCUCCUCAGGACUGCUGCUGCGGUGUCGCGCAGAAUUCCACAGAGUUAAGACAGUAGAGAGAGCGGUGCUGCAGCUGCAUGCGUUGAGGGAACAACUCGAUGAUGCGGACCCUCCUGCUUGCUUCCGACUCUUCGGUUUGCUUUUCCAUGCUGACCUCCUCACUUGGUGGGAGCUGCAGCGCGAAGUUGCUGUACGAAUGAUGCGUAUCGGCGCAACUAUCACGGCUGCUGAGAAGUUCACAGAGCUGCAGAUGUGGGAGGAGGCUGCCGAUUGCCUUGUUGCCGCUGACCGGCGAGCGGAUGCUAGAGCCCUUCUGGAGGAGCAGAUCGCAGCCCGGCCAACUCCUCACCUUCUUUGCACGCUGGCGGAUUUAGAAGUCCCGGAAAACGCCAAGAGAGCGGAAGACCUGUACAAGGAAGCAUGGAUAUUCGGAUAG